Molecule: messenger RNA, 2277 nt
Organism: Ricinus communis (castor bean)
Lineage: Eukaryota; Viridiplantae; Streptophyta; Magnoliopsida; Malpighiales; Euphorbiaceae
Exons: 9
Coding region: 730-1854 (374 amino acids)
Source: RefSeq, a predicted model, not a curated record
CCGAAGUUUCGUGACACUUAGCUAUAUACAAGCUUUAAGUAAAGAAGGAAAAGUGUAAUUAUCUGCAAGAUAACCAUCAUUUAAGACUUUAACAAAAAGGAAAAUCGCAUUGAGUGGGGUGUUGGAUCGAGAAUAGAACACGAGCCAUGGUAUUGAUGAGAAUAAUGUAUGUUUGGGGAAUUUGAUCGAACAUGCGGUGCGCAUGCUCCAUAGAGGACGACGUAGGAUUAAGCGGAGGAGCCUGAUUAGAAUGUGGAGGUCAUUUUGGAGGUGGGUUUUGAUGGUGAAGGCAUGGAUUUGCUUGAGUUCUUAUAGGGAAGUGCAUUUUGGUAGAAGAGAUAGAGAGUAUGGUGCGUCAUUUGUGCUGUGUUUUGAGGGAGGAAAUUUAGUCACUAGUGAAGAUGGGGAUGCAGUCCUUCAAUGGAAAGAAAAGAAAAGAAAAUGGCGGGCAUGUGGCAGCCAACAAGUGAGGACAAAGACCUGCUAUAUAACAAAUCUCCCAUUGGAUCUUGCUACGUUAAGAAACAAGUCUUGCAGAUUUUGAACUCGAAAAGGCAAGAAAGUAAGUGACCCACUUUGAUUUACAUUCCUAGGAAACUUGACCCUUUCUUUUUGUUUUAGGGUUCUUAAAUUUUUUAUUUUCAUCCUCAUUCUCUUCACUCUUCAUUCUUGCUGGUGUUGCUUCCUGUACUGAACCAGACCUUUUCUUUUAAAUAUUUGUACUUUCUGAUGACCAUCAAACAGAGAGAUAAUGUUCAAGACUUUUCACAACAGAAGAAAGUUUUGUGUCUAAAUGAAAAAGAUGGAAAAUUAAGUGAAACAGCAGAAAGAGAGUUGCUUCAAGUGUCCAAUAAUGUACAGCAGAAGUUGUGGAAGACACUCUGGCUUGCUGCUUCACAUCAGUGGGCAAUUGGUAAGGACAGCCAAAUUGUUGAAGAAUCUACUGAAAAUAGAAAGGUUGAGGACAAAGGAACAUAUUCAAUUGAACAAAUGCAAUUAGACAGAGAGCAUGUUGAUGCAGAAAGCAACUCUAAGGGAGGCAAUGAUCAUCUGUUGAUUCUUGCACAAUCUGCUGAACUCAUGUUAGAAUCUGAUAGCUUAGAUGGUGUAUAUAGGAAUGAUCAGAAUCAAGAAGGGUUUGACAUUACUCCAGGGGAUCAAGAUUCAUCGGGAAGUAUGAACCAUGCUGCAGAUCUUAAAUCUCCUGGGAAACAAGUUGAAGUGACAUCUGUAGUUGAUUGUGUGAGAAGUGAAGAGAUUGGAUUCCAGGGAAGUAGAACUCCACGCUUGAGUCAAAUUCGACGUCAAGCUCGAUCACAAUGCAAUUUAUUGUUGCAAGAGAGGCUUGGAGAGUCCAUGGUUGAGCAUAUGCAAGGAAGAAGAAUUCGUCUGACUCAGAUUCGACAUCAAGCUCGGUCCAAAAACCAUUCACAACUGCAGGAGAAGAUACAAAAACAUUCAUGCGGAGAUUCACAGGGAACAGUUGUUCGUUUGAGUGAAUUUAGGCGUCAGGCCCGGUCAAGAAGUAACUCGUUAGUGCAAGAAGUAAUUGAAGAUCACAUGCUCUGGCAUUUGGAUCACCAAACCUCUAAAGAUGAUCAUAGGCAGAGGAUUAUUGCAGAUCUAUUUGGAGAAGAAGAUGGUAGUAGAGCAGUUGCAGAUUAUCAUCGAUCGGAAGUGGAUAGCAUGCAUGAUUCUAAUGUAAAUGGGAGAGUCGAUCAAUCUGUACCUGUGAGCAUUGAAGUUCAGGACAAGAUGAUCCCAGAGAAAGGAAGAAUGCGCUUAAGCCAAUUACGACGUGAAGCCCGAUUGGGAAAUGCUAGCACAUUGCGUGGAGAUAAUUGUGGAUCUUAGAAAUGUUUCUUCAUGCCCCAAGUUUCAAGUUUUACAAGGCUUAUAUUGGUUGAAUAGAAGGUGCUUUGGAGUUGUUUGCUUGUAAUAGCUGGUAUUAUUGCAGCUGAAACAAAUUGAAGUCUCUGGUUUUAACUUAGGUGCCAUAAGAUGAAUACUUGACCCCACAAAGCAUAUCAACCAGAAGCAUAAGAUCUUGGAGAACUACGAAAUUUUUUGGUGUACUUUGCCACGAGUCAAUUCUCAAUUACUUGCAAUUUCCACUAAAGUAAUAUUUUCAAUAGUGUUCUCCCAAGGAUUUUAGAUAGUGCUUUUUUCUUUUUCCUUUACAUCAUAAAGUAAUAACCAAAAUAGUUGCAAAAUCAAAUCUCUAUAUUGUAGUACCUAUUUUUCCUAAACUAUCUUAAGUGCAUAUGACUUUGUAUC